AUGUACGGCGACGACGAGUGGACUCGAGUCGCGGUCGACCCUUCGCCGCUGCGCGCCCAAGUUCCGGCCGAGGCCGACGCAGGCCCUUCGACCGGCGCCUUCGUCCCGCUCGAUGCGCCCUCGCUCGCACGAGCGCGCGCUCACCUCCCCGCCGUCGUCCCGGCGUCCGCCUCGACGCCGCCCUCACCGACUCGCAAUCGGUCCGACCGUCCACCACGGCCGAUGAACGCCUGGCUCCUGUUCCGCACGGCGCAGCUGCGCCAGAUCCAGGAGGACAACCCGGGCUUGCGCAAGAGCCAGGGCGAGUUGAGCAAGCUCAUCUCGGAGAUGUGGAAGAGUGUCUCGCCCGAGGUCAAGCAUGGCUACGAGGACCUCGCGCGCCAACGCAAGGUCGAGCACGCCCGCAUCUAUCCCGACUACCGCUACGCGCCCGCCAACAAGCCGGCGCCCAAGGUCAAGGCGUCCAAGACGAGGCGCGUCGCCUCGACCGGCACGUCACGCGCGACCCGUCCGUCCCUGCGCCUGUCGCCUUCUCGGAACGGCGCCUACCCGGACCACGGCUACGACCCAGAUCUCGACCUGAGCGUCGGCGACCACCUGACGGCGCCCAACUCGACGUCGACCUCGCGCUCGGCGACCCACUCGCCGCACUAUGGCACGCUCCCGACGCCGCCGACCGCCUCGUGGCACAAUGGCGGCGCCGUCGCGCCCGCCGGGUACGACGACCUGUCGCCGCCGCUCGAGGCUCGCCAGCCGACGUUCGCGUACGACCACGACCCGUCGCAGCAGCAGCGCUACGUCGGCCUCGCACGGUCGGCGCCGCCGCAGAGCGCGCCGGCCGGCACGGCGCACUUUGCUCCGCCGUCGCCCUCGUCCUCGUCAGCUCUCGGCCUCUCGAUUGGCCCUCCUCAUCAACCUGUUCCGACCCACCGCCGCGCCUGGCUCACCCAGCUCCAGCCUUCGAAUCCGCCCGGACCCCUCCCCGCCGCGCGCCAAUCCUUCUCGUAUCACCCGUCGCACCUCAACCCGCACCUCGAGCCCCAGUACAUCUCGCCGCCGUCGUCCGCCACGCACCCUCCCUCGCCAUACGGCUCGAGCGCGCCGCUCUCGGGCUCCAGGUCGUUCGCCCACCGCGCCUCGUACGGCGAGCCGGGCCCAUCCUUGCCGCCGCUCAUGUCGCACCCGCACUCUCGGCAGCCGCAAUACUGGGCCGACGAGCCGGCGCCGUACCCGCAGUACCCGCCCGAGGCGCACCACCACGACCACCACCACCACCACCCGUCGUCGCACCACCACCUCGCGCAGCCGCCGCAAACCUGGCAAGACGCCGUCCCGCAAGAGCAGCCGACGAGCGUGUCGCCCAUGGCCGUGUACGGCCUGCCGGGGCCCGCCGCAGCGUCGUCGUCGUCGUCGUCGUCGGUCACGCUCCCGCCGCUGCACGAGCACGUGCGCGCGCAGAGCUACUACGCCGACGAGGCACAGCCGCCGCAGGUCGGGUCGGUGUACGGCGUCGACCCGCAUCAGCAGCACCUCGCCCAGCAGCAGCAGCAGCAGCAGCAGCAUGACGAGUACGCCUACUCGGCCGCGUACGAGCACCCGCAGCCUCGCCGUCCAGCGCCGAGCCCGCACGACCGCGACGGGUCCUCGUGCUCGAGCGAGUACUUCGAGUACCACCAUGCGGCGCGGUGA
This is a messenger RNA of Rhodotorula graminis WP1, 1689 nucleotides long. RefSeq lists its product as uncharacterized. Lineage: Eukaryota; Fungi; Basidiomycota; Microbotryomycetes; Sporidiobolales; Sporidiobolaceae. Gene Ontology annotation, molecular function: RNA polymerase II cis-regulatory region sequence-specific DNA binding; DNA-binding transcription factor activity, RNA polymerase II-specific. Bases 1 to 1689 code for a protein of 562 amino acids. Gene Ontology annotation, cellular component: nucleus. The record is from RefSeq and is a predicted model, not a curated record. Gene Ontology annotation, biological process: regulation of transcription by RNA polymerase II. The transcript has 6 exons.